Pomacea canaliculata is the source of this 1927-nucleotide messenger RNA. RefSeq lists its product as uncharacterized. Lineage: Eukaryota; Metazoa; Mollusca; Gastropoda; Architaenioglossa; Ampullariidae. The record is from RefSeq and is a predicted model, not a curated record. The transcript has 4 exons. The coding region runs from base 387 to 1457 and encodes 356 amino acids.
GUUUGCAGCACAGUGUUCACUUCUCGCUCCGUGAUAGACAACAGUUACUCCAGGCUGCCACACCGCACUUGAAAAAAUAGUUUAGCCGUUGGCUGUUUCUUUUUUUGUCUUCUUCUCUUCACAAAAGACUCAGAAAAAAAACCUAGAACAAUUUCGGUGAAGUCAGGAUCAAUUUGAGGCGAACAGCUAAGAGACCUGAUUGAUCGGAUUCCGGGGUAAAAGGUCAGUCUCGAGUUCUGCAUUUUAGGAAACGGAAGAAAUACUUCAUAGACGGAAAUCUCGUGAUUAAAAACGAUUACCGGAAAACAGUUUGAGAAUUUUUCUUGAACGAAGCAGUUGUACAAGUAUUUAUUUGGAAAAAAAUUAUCACGCGACUGAUUUAAGAAAUGGCGAGCAAAUGGCACGGUAGGAUGAGCCUGAUGCUCCUCGUUGUCCUGAAGCUUGGUCAGAGCGGACUGGCUCAGACAGUUGCUCAGGUGAGUGCAGGUGAGCCUGCAGGUCCCCAGCCCAGCCUGCCGUACUCAGCCAACCUCGUCAACGCUUUGCCAGACCAGGGUGUGGCUGAACCUGCUGGCAGCGCCACGCCAGCGACCUCUGGCGGCACUGGACCAGCAGAUGGUCCGACGAAAGUCGUUGCCACGUUCGAUUCUCUGACCAACGGGACCAACCACUCGGGACCAAUAUUCCAAGACAUCUUCAACCUCAGAAACAAGUCUUCGUGGAAGGGUCAAAGACCGGUCAGUGGCGUUGGGUCAGCGAACUUUCAAACGACCAACGUCACGCGAAACCCGAAGAACUUUCCGUGGACGAGGGGAGGAGGUCGGCUGGUCGAGCCCCCGAACAGGUCCAGCGUGUGGCGCCAGGGCAGGACGGGUGCAAUGGUCAACCUGAACGAUGACCAGCUGAACUGUGGAGCAGAAACAAUGCCAGUCAUGUUCAUGGAGGGAGACGAGCCUGUGUGCGGGGUGUGCGGUGACGCUCUCUUCGGACCGCAGGACAACCUCAUCGGCGGACGUUACGUGUCAUUUCCGACGAGAGUGACUCGCUACUACGACGCCUCCCUGAGCAACAUCAUCCCCGUGACGUUCUUCCUGAACCAGACCGUGAUUCCGGGGCUGGACACAGUGACGUUUGGCCUGUGCCACAUCAUCAACCGCAUGCAUGACGUGACGUGGGAGUGUGUGGAGGACAGCCGCCUGCACAUUGAGAUGUGGGGCAACACCUACUACCCGGGGCACUCUGGCAUGCACAGCGUGGUGCUCAGAAUACCUCCGCACGUCACCUGCUCUCACUGCGUGCUGCAGUGGCACUGGAAGACGUCUGUGGUGGCGGACCGGGCCUACUGCCAGAGUCAUCCCCUGCUACGAGUCUGCUACAGCCCUGUGGAGUACAUCAACUGUGCUGACAUCACCAUCAGCAGAAGCAGCGCCGCCAGGAGCAGCACCAGACCUGUCUAAAGGCCUGCUCACACCACGCGACUAAGCGUUGCAACGUUUGGUGAAGGCACGUGACCCUGUGAUCAUCAGCUUGUUGGAACUCUGGCGAUGCGCCAUCAGCAGAUGACAGCCAGCUCUUAAAACUUUCUGGUCCAAGGACCUGGAGUUCGAGACCACGUCUGGCUAUUGUUCCGUAUCACCUGUGACUUUCACUUGUGCCAUUUGUUGUAAAGAUUCAUAUUGUUUAUUUAUUUUGUUUGUUGAGUUUAUGUAGCGCUCAGUGCGGGACACUAAUGAGAUAGAGCGCUAUACAAAUAUACAUUUAUUUGUAUUAAAUGUCCGUUUUGUUGAGAAAAUGGGAAGUAAACAUAUGAUGUUAUACAUUUGAUGUUGGUCAUGUUUGAGCUAGAUGAUGUCCUUGCUGAAGAUUUGUUCAGUCUACUGGUUAUUGGGCUCUUUUCAAUUAAAAAAAAAAUCCAGAAAAAUUGUCA